Molecule: messenger RNA, 5375 nt
Organism: Cebus imitator (Panamanian white-faced capuchin)
Lineage: Eukaryota; Metazoa; Chordata; Mammalia; Primates; Cebidae
Gene: INPP5D
Product: inositol polyphosphate-5-phosphatase D
Exons: 27
Coding region: 582-4202 (1206 amino acids)
Biological process (GO): phosphatidylinositol dephosphorylation
Molecular function (GO): phosphatase activity
Source: RefSeq, a predicted model, not a curated record
UGUGCCCCCUUGGGUGUUUUGGGGGUUCCGGGUUGGCCUUGAAAAGCCCUGGGGGAGGGCAGAAGGCUCAGGAGGCCUGUCUAGGGCGUGGCUUCCCACGUGGUCGUCCUCUGGCCCACCCGCACCUGCGAGGCCACGCUUCUUCCGAAGCCGGCCACGACUCUCCUGCGUCUCCGGAGCCAGUCAUUCUGCCCAGCGGGACUUCAGCUGCCCCUGGACCCGUUAGUUGUGGGCUGUGACCUGUUUCCGGGAAGGAGCGAGCCGGCGAGAGAGCCGCGGCUGGCGUGGCGGGGCGUGGCGGACGGUGGACGGCCGGAGCGCCCCCCGCCCCGUCUCUGCCUCCGUGUCUCGCGCGCGCUUGCCUGGCUUCUGUAAUGAGGAAGUUUCUCCGCAGCUCAGUUUCCUUUCCCUCGCUGAACGCCUGAAACAGGAAGUCAGUCAGUUAAGCUGGUGGCAGCAGCCGAGGCCACCGAGAGGCAACAGGCGGCAGGUUGCAGUGGAGGGGCCUCCGCUCCCCUUGCUGGCGUGUGGGUCCUGGGGGUGCCAGCCGGCCGGCCCGGCCGAGGAGCCCCGCGCCCGCCAUGGUCCCCUGCUGGAACCACGGCAACAUCACCCGCUCCAAGGCGGAGGAGCUGCUCUCCAGGACGGGCAAGGACGGGAGCUUCCUCGUGCGUGCCAGCGAGUCCAUCUCCCGGGCAUACGCCCUCUGCGUGCUGUAUCGGAAUUGCGUCUACACGUACAGAAUUCUGCCCAACGAAGAUGACAAAUUCACUGUUCAGGCAUCUGAAGGCGUCCCCAUGAGGUUCUUUACCAAGCUGGACCAGCUCAUUGAGUUUUACAAGAAGGAAAACAUGGGGCUGGUGACCCAUCUGCAAUACCCAGUGCCGCUGGAGGAAGAGGACACAGGCGAUGACCCUGAGGAGGACACAGUAGAAAGUGUCCUGUCUCCACCCGAGCUGCCCCCAAGAAACAUCCCUCUGUCCGCUGGCUCCUGUGAGGCCAAGGAAGCUCCUCUUUCAAACGAGAAUCCCCGAGCGACCGAGGCCAGCCGGCCGAGCCUCUCUGAGACAUUAUUCCAGAGACUGCAAAGCAUGGACACCAGUGGUCUUCCAGAAGAGCAUCUUAAGGCCAUCCAAGAUUAUUUGAGCACUCAGCUCGUCCUGGACUCUGAAUUUGUGAAGACGGGGUCCAGCAGUCUUCCUCACCUGAAGAAACUGACCACGCUGCUCUGCAAGGAGCUCUAUGGCGAAGUUGUCCGGACCCUCCCAUCCCUGGAGUCUCUGCAGAGGUUAUUUGACCAGCAGCUGUCCCCGGGCCUCCGUCCACGUCUUCAGGCUCCAGGUGAGGCCAAUCCCAUCAACAUGGUGUCCAAGCUCAGCCAACUGACAAGCCUGUUGUCCUCUAUUGAAGACAAGGUCAAGGCCCUGCUGCACGAGGGUCCUGAGUCCCCCCACCGGCGUUCCCUCAUCCCUCCAGUCACCUUUGAGGUGAAGUCAGAGUCUCUGGGGAUUCCUCAGAAAAUGCAGCUCAAAGUCGACGUUGAGUCUGGGAAACUGAUCAUUAAGAAGUCCAAGGAUGGUUCUGAGGACAAGUUCUACAGCCACAAGAAAAUCUUACAGCUCAUUAAGUCACAGAAAUUUCUGAACAAGUUGGUAAUCUUGGUGGAAACAGAGAAGGAGAAAAUCCUGCGGAAGGAAUAUGUUUUUGCUGACUCCAAAGUAAGUGACAGCAAACUUCUAAGAUGGGCUGUGAGAAGCAUGUGGAAGGAGCCAGCUGGGGCCAUGCUGCAGGAGGGCUGGGCCCACCAGCCCGGGGGUUCGGGCACCCACUAUGUGCCUUUGACUCACUUGGUGUUGGGUUUUGCUGUUGAAGGUAACGCCCUCCCUCCCAAGAAGAUCACGUCCUGGUUUCUCUCCAAGGGGCAGGGAAAGACGCGGGACGACUCUGCUGACUACAUCCCCCAUGACAUUUAUGUGAUCGGCACCCAGGAGGACCCCCUGAGUGAGAAGGAGUGGCUGGAGAUCCUCAAACACUCCCUGCAAGAAAUCACCAGCAUGACUUUUAAAACAGUCGCCAUCCACACGCUCUGGAACAUCCGCAUCGUGGUGCUGGCCAAGCCCGAGCACGAGAACCGGAUCAGCCACAUCUGUACUGACAACGUGAAGACAGGCAUCGCAAACACGCUGGGGAACAAGGGAGCCGUGGGGGUGUCGUUCAUGUUCAAUGGAACCUCCUUGGGGUUUGUCAACAGCCAUUUGACUUCAGGAAGUGAAAAGAAACUCAGGCGAAACCAAAACUAUAUGAACAUUCUCCGGUUCCUGGCCCUGGGCGACAAGAAGCUGAGUCCCUUUAACAUCACUCACCGCUUCACGCACCUCUUCUGGCUUGGGGAUCUUAACUACCGAGUGGACCUGCCUACCUGGGAGGCAGAAACCAUCAUCCAGAAAAUCAAGCAGCAGCACUACGCAGACCUCCUGUGCCACGACCAGCUGCUCACAGAGAGGAAGGAGCAGAAGGUCUUCCUGCACUUCGAGGAGGAAGAAAUCACGUUUGCCCCCACCUACCGUUUUGAGAGAUGUACUCGGGACAAAUACGCCUACACCAAGCAGAAGGCAACAGGGAUGAAGUACAACUUGCCUUCCUGGUGCGACCGCGUCCUCUGGAAGUCUUAUCCCCUGGUGCAUGUGGUGUGUCAGUCGUAUGGCAGCACCACUGACAUCAUGACGAGUGACCACAGCCCUGUCUUUGCCACGUUUGAGGCAGGGGUCACUUCCCAGUUUGUUUCCAAGAAUGGUCCUGGCACUGUCGACAGCCAGGGGCAGAUCGAGUUUCUCAGGUGCUAUGCCACAUUGAAGACCAAGUCCCAGACCAAGUUCUACCUGGAGUUCCACUCCAGCUGCCUGGAGAGUUUUGUCAAGAGUCAGGAAGGAGAAAAUGAAGAAGGAAGUGAGGGGGAGCUGCUGGUGAAGUUUGGUGAGACCCUUCCCAAGCUGAAGCCCAUUAUCUCUGACCCUGAGUACCUGCUGGACCAGCACAUCCUCAUCAGCAUCAAGUCCUCUGACAGCGACGAAUCCUAUGGCGAGGGCUGCAUUGCCCUCCGGUUAGAGGCCACAGAAACGCAGCUGCCCAUCUACACACCUCUCACCCACCAUGGGGAGAUGACAGGCCACUUCCAGGGCGAGAUCAAGCUGCAGACCUCUCAGGGCAAGAAGAGGGAGAAGCUCUAUGACUUUGUGAAGACAGAGCGUGAUGAGGCCAGUGGGCCAAAGUCCCUGAAGAGCCUCACCAGCCACGACCCCAUGAAGCAGUGGGAACCCACCAACAGGGCCCCUCCGUGCAGUGGCUCCAGUAUCACCGAAAUCAUCAAUCCCAACUACAUGGGAGUGGGGCCUUUCGGGCCACCAGUGCCACUGCACGUGAAGCAGACCUUGUCCCCUGACCAGCAGCCCACAGCCUGGAGCUACGACCAGCCACCCAAGGACUCCCCCCUGGGGUCCUGCAGGGGAGAAGGUCCUCCCACACCUCCCUGCCAGCCACCCAUCUCACCCAAGAAGUUUUCGUCCUCAACAGCAAACCGGGGUCUCUGCCCCAGAACACAGGAGUCAAGGCCCAGUGACCUGGGGAAGAAUGCAGGGGAUGGGCUGCCUCAGGAGGACCUGCUGCUGACAAAGCCAGAGAUGUUUGAGAACCCCCUGUAUGGCUCCGUGAGUGCCUUCCCUAAGCCUGCUCCCAGGAAGGACCAGGAAUCCCCAAAAAUGCUGCGGAAGGAGCCCCCGCCCUGCCCAGAACCCGGCCUCUUGUCGCCCAGCAUUGUGCUCACCAAAGUCCAGGAGACUGAGCGCAGCGAGGGGCCAGCCAAGCAGGCGCCCGCGCCCCGGCUGCGCUCCUUCACCUGCUCGUCCUCCACUGAGGGCAGGGCGGCCAGCGGGGACAAGAGCCAAGGGAAGCCCAAGACCCCGGCCAACUCUCAGGCCCCGGUGCCAGCCAAGAGGCCCAUCAAGCCUUCCAGGUCGGAAAUGAACCAGCAGACACUGCCCACCCCGACUCCACGGCCGCCGCUGCCAGUCAAGAGCCCGGCAGUUCUGCACCUGCAGCACUCCAAGGGCCGUGACUACCGUGACAACACCGAGCUCCCGCACCACGGCAAGCACCGGCCAGAGGAGGGGCCACCGGGGCCGCUAGGCAGGACUGCCAUGCAGUGAAGCCCUCGGUGAGCUGCCGGUGAGUCGGGAGCCCAGAGGAACAGCGUGAAGCCACUGGGAACCUCUCCCGGGACCUCCUGCUGGCUCCUCCUACCCAGCUUCCUACGCAAGGCUUUGUGUUUUUCAGGAAAGGGCCUAGCUUCUGUGUGGCCCAUGGAGUUCACUGCCUGUGAGACUUGGCACCAAGUGCUGAGGCUGGAAGAGAAACGCGUGCCAGACAGGCAACAGACAGUCUGCUCUUGGUACUUGAGACUCUGGUGCCUUGUUCAGGGCGCCAUCUGAAGAAAGGAACUGCAGCACCGAUUUGAGGGUGGAGAUAUAAAUAAUAAUAAUAUUAAUAAUAAUAAUGGCCACAUGGAUGGAACACUCGCUGUGUGCCAAGAGCCGUGCUAAGUGCUUUAUGAACCUUCAUCGUAUCAGGAUGACCUCGAGAGCUGAGGCUCUAGCCAGUGAAAACCACGACCCAAACCCACCAGUUCCAAACGGAGGAGUUUGGAGAAAGCAUUAAGAAGGCCAGUGCCCUCCUGGAGCGAGACAAGGGCUUGGCCUUAGGGAGCUGAAGAGUCUGGGUAGCUUGUUUCAGGUACAAGAAGCCUGUUCUGUCCAGCUUCAGUGACGCGAGCUGCUUUAGCUAAAGCCUUGGGGGCCCUGCGUAGCUGGGUGGCAAGUAGGAUUACCUGGCUUCUCAGUUCUUUAGUUGGAAGGAGCAGGAAAUCAGCUCCUACCCUCAGCGGAGAGAUCUGACCUCAGCCUGGGCCAGGGAUGCCAGGGCCUGUGCCAGGUUCCUUGUGCCCUCCUCGAGGUGGGCAGCCACCACCAGCCACAGCGCAGCCGAGCCCCCAACACAUAUUCCAUCAUGCAGAUGGAAGAGUCUUUGCUGUUGCUCCUGAAAGCCAUGCUCUCCAGCCUGGCUGCCAGGGAGGGUGGGCCUCGUGGUUCCAGGCUCUUGAAAUAGUGUAGCCUUUUCUUCUUAGCUCUGUGGCUUUCAGCUCUGCUUCCUUGGUUAUUAGGAGAAUAGAUGGGUGAUGUCUUUCCUUGUGUUGCUUUUCAACAUCGCAGAAUUAAUGUAGGGAGCUAAACCCAGAGGCAUGUGUGGACGCAGGGGAAGGGUAUGCGCCCCACAUUCCCACGGUGGAAGCGUGCGUGACCAAUAAAUUGUGCCUUUCUCGCUCA